ACAGUGACUUGGUAUCAGCUCUGACGUCGGGUGCAUGUGACAGAGUUAAUGCAUGUGCAGAAGUCUGUAUGUUCUACAUUGCAUCUCAAGCUGUUUACUGCUUAGUUGAAGUCACGAGGACAAAAAAGUCUCUCAGUGUUUGGACAAACUCCAACUAGACGUGCAUCAGUUCCUUUGGGCAGCAUGCCAAGAAAAAAAUGUCAGCAUUAUUUUCCUCAUUGCACAUUUAGCUGUGUCAUUUUAAUAUAGGUCAUCUUUAUGAAACAACAGGUGAAACAAGAAUAUUGAGCAUUUCAGAACUGUGCCUAUCCAUAGCAUUCAGGGUGAUAAAUAUGAUGUUUUCUCACUUUUUACAGAUUUUAUCAUUUUACAAAGUUUUAUCACAGAAAGCGUUUGAGUUACUAUAUUUACAUUGUUUAUUGUAAUGAGGAAAAAAAAUACUAGACAAGAAGAAUCAUAAUUAAGCCUUUCAAAUGUUAAGUUCAACAUAUUUUCCCCUGUGUUAUUGUGCAUGUGUACGUAAAUGAUGUACAACACACGACAAAUUCUGAAGGGUGCGUUAUUCAGUGAAGUGUGCGGUGAGACCAGUCUGACAUGUCUGUCUUCUACUCUUCACCCCUGGCACUGUUAAGCACCUCUUCAUGGGACAGCGAAUGAGGGAAAAGACACACCUCCCUUUAUACCUUCAGGUCUCUCAAAAAACAUCAUUUUCUCAGCUUCCUUGCAGAGCUCCUCGUCUGCCCUGCAGAUUGAUGAUUGCAUUUUAUUAACACAACACCAGAAAAAGGUAAUCAAAAUGCCAGCCAGCCUUUGUGGAACAUGGGACAUGAUCAGCAAUGUCAACCUGGAGGGCUAUAUGAUUGCAAUCGGUAUCAGCUGCUGUGUACGUAAAGUUGCUCUGAGGCUGAAGUUUAGGAAGGUGAUUGAGCAGCAUGGGGAUCAGUUUAUCAUCAAAACUAUCAGCAGCUUUCGAAACUACACUAUGUCCUUCAGAGUUGGUGAGGAGUUUGCGGAGUUCACCCAGGGACUGGACAACAGACAUGUCAAGUCACUGGUGACAUGGGAGGGAAAUAAACUGGUAUGUGAACAGACUGGAGAGAAGAAGAACCGGGGCUGGGCUCACUGGAUUGAAGACAACAAGCUACAUCUGGAGCUGUACUGUGAAGGAGAAGUCUGCAAACAGGUUUUUAAGAAGAAUGUGAACGAGUGAAGAGGAAUUCAGGUUGUGUUUCUAGAGAAGUUACUCUGUGAUUAAAGCCACUGUGUGUUAGAUCCACCACUGUAUAGCUGUGAAUAACAAAAACCAAACUAAAAGUUAAGUUUGUGGUAUUUUCUCUGUAAUGUGACUUAGUCAAGGAGAGAAUGUUUUUCCUGUCAAGGUGUGGCUUUACACCACUAGAUGGCAUCACUGCAUUUUUUUUUUUUUUCUGAUACUCACUGAUCUGAAGCUGAGUAGUGCAGGUCUCAGUUUAAAAAAAAAUUGAACUUCAAGUCUGUUUUGGUUCUUUUAAGCUGGUUUAAGAUGCAGUGCAGGCUCUGUUUAGUGGAGACUUUUUGUUUCCUUUUUCUAUGUCUCUAUUUUCAGAUAGGGCGAAAUUUAAAUACCACAUUGUCUUUGCACUGGCUUGUGCUGUCCAUCUGACUUUGAGUUGAGCUAUUUGUCAAAAUAAAAUCCCUCAUUCAUGUGGAUACAUUUAUGCAGCAAUGUGCAACAGAAAGUGAGGAGUAUGAUAUGAGAAAUACAGUUUUAUGCAAAUUGUGAAUAACUAAAUAGGUUUUGAAAGAAAUCUGAGGUGGCAUAUGUUGUUAUUCAGUCAUUCAUUUUGGCAUUCUAUCUUCAGUGAAGAAAACAAAACAACAACAACAAAAAUAAUCUGUAUGGCAUGUGUCAUCCAACUGGUGAUGAUGAGACAGCUGUGAUGUAAUAAUACAAUGAGGCUACAAGGUGAUCGCAAAAAAAUAAUAAUAUGAUGGGGCUUCCAUUGCCUAUUGUGUCAUCUAUAGCUGCAAAUUAUGAUUUGGGAUAUCGGGCUGUAUAAACUACACUGAAAUUAAUUAAAAAAUGUAAUAAGUAAUGUAAAUAUUUUAGUAAUGUCAAUUAAGGAAUGUAUCUCAUUACUUUAGAUUUUUUUUAAAAACUAUUUUUCAUACAAAUGUUUUGAGGUGGGCAAUAAAGAUGACAAUGCUGACUGUUCAUGUA
Messenger RNA from Plectropomus leopardus (leopard coralgrouper), 2200 nucleotides. It is a transcript of the gene rbp7a, whose product is annotated as retinol binding protein 7a, cellular. NCBI's taxonomy places the organism in Eukaryota, Metazoa, Chordata, Actinopteri, Perciformes, Serranidae. The record is from RefSeq and is a predicted model, not a curated record. Gene Ontology annotation, molecular function: lipid binding.